This is a messenger RNA of Caenorhabditis auriculariae, 6808 nucleotides long. NCBI's taxonomy places the organism in Eukaryota, Metazoa, Nematoda, Chromadorea, Rhabditida, Rhabditidae. The record is from the annotation of a GenBank genome assembly.
AUGACCAGUCCAAUGAACUCUACAAAAAUCCGUAUAAGUCUGAGUUUUCCGCGUAUUUGAUGUUAUCAUAGUUUUGUCAUUUUGAAAAGUUCCGAUGAAGUUAUCUGGAGGUUAAUCUUUAUCUUGGCUCUCAAACGUCGUUUUUCGAACCAAUUUUGAAAAUGUUCAAAACUAGUUUGGAUUAUACCCCAAUCUGUCCCUUUUUCUGCAAAAAAAUACGGUAUACCCGAUUGGACCAAACUUCUCUUCGAGACCUUCUUGUCUUUUGCUGCCUUUCUACAGAUUUUUUAAAAAAAAAAGUGUACGGUACCUUUUUUUACUGCUGUGCUUUCAUGACUCGAUGUUAUCGAACUAUAUCGAAGAUUUUUCUGAUUCUUGAAUAUUUUGUUUCAGGAAGCACCCGUCAAACUAGCGAACGCGAUAAUGUAAGUUUUAAAAGAAAUAAUCUUUGAAAAUCAAAAUUUCUACAGAAAUCUUCACGUGGGAGUUCAGGAGAGAAGCGCUGUAAUUUUUCUCAUUGUGAUGCUGAAAAUUGAAGCUUUUUAUAGCACUUCUGACCCACAGGUCGGCCACACAAGUUCUCGACAAACAAGGCUUGGAUAAAUUGAAAGAGCCACUUUUAAAGGUGAGGAAAUCGCGAUAAUGCUUGGAUUUUUUUCGAUGAUGCUUUUUUUACUCCUAUGAAAGAAAAAAACAGGGUAAAAAUACGGUGAUCAAUCAAUUUUAGAAGGAAACUUCAGAAAAGUUCGACUUUCAAUCAUUUUCAAAUAAAGUUGCAGCGAUUUCUUUCAAAAAACCUGCAUGUUUUUUUUUAACCGAUUUCAUUAUUCUUUUCGAAUUCUCAAAAAAUUCCCACCACUAAAAAGUUUUAACGAAUGUUUCUUUUACUGUCACUUUGAAGAAAUCGAAAUCAUCUGUCGAGCUCUUAUUUUUUCGGGUGUUUUAUUCUACUCAUUGGUAAGAAAAAUGAAAAUUUUUGAAGAUCGCUUUGUUGAAUAUAUCAGAAGUUAUUAAGCUUGAAGAAUUAAUUUAUUACGAGUCAGCCUAAUACAUUUAAUCAGACAUAACAUAAAACCUGCUUCAUCACUCAUCAUGGAAGUUUUCAGAAAUUAAUGAUUGAAUUUUCCUUGAAGUUAUGGAAAACUAAUUUUUCGACAUCUAGAAAGAAAAUGUGGCGGUGACAAUAGAAGAAGAGCCUUCGACGGCGCCGACUCAACAAGAUCUGGACGAUGAACGCGAUAUCGCGCUGGCUAGUCAGCGAUUUCGCAGAACCUCCAAAGUCAUUAUAACUUUCUGGAUUGUCCAUCAAACAUUUUUUUAAGGAGAAAAAGUCAGAAAUGAGCAGUUCUGUGUCUCAAAGCGUCGUAUCGGUGAAAACGUCCAUUUUUUUCGAAACCUUGUUUUUUUCAGAAAAAGCUUUCUUGGUUGAACAUUGAAGCGUCCGUGAGAAAAGACGACCAAGAUCUCAAGCCGAUUCUCAAAUCUGGUCUUGAAACCGAGAAAAUAGGAAAAUGUUCGAAUUUCAGUAACUGGGUGCGCGAAAGCUGGCGAAGUUACCUUCAUCAUGGGAUCCAGGUGUUUGAAGUGAUAUCGAAGCGGAAAAAAAUGGAUUUUUUGCAGUGGUGCUGGAAAAACGACACUUUUGAAUAUUCUGACUGGAAGGAAUUUGAAGAAAAUUGAGCGGCAGGGACAAGUUUUCGUCAAUAAGUUCGUUUUGAUGAGAAAAAAAGAAGUUUUUUUGGUUGUGAAAAAAAUAUUUUUUAAAAAAAUUUUUAGAUUAUCAAAAUGUUCAUUUUUACCUAAUGUUAACUAGAUUUUUGAAAUAACAAAAAAGUCAAAUCGAAAAAGUGCAUUAUUAUCCAAACACUUUAAUGUAUAAUCAGCUUCAUUACAUGUGGUCUGAAACUGUCUAAAUAAAAUAAUUGGCAGCCGAGAAAUGCGCCCCGGAGAUAUGAACAAAGUCAGUGCUUACGUGCAACAGGACGACGUCUUCAUCGGACUCCUCACCGUCUCCGAAACCCUUCAUUUCGCUGUCAGCUUUUCCCUUUUCUCAGAAAAAGAGAAGCAAAACCUUGAAAACAUCUCCAUGUCAUCACUUUUUUCACAUCACGCGAAUCGGACGUGUUGGGCCAUUUCUAGUGACCACUUUAGUAGCGUCAGCACUCUUAAGAGAUCCUUAGAAUUGCUCAAAAACGUCCGCAGCGAGUCCGAUUUGCGUUACCGAGGUCCGAGAAGCUGCAAAAAAGUCAAAUAUAUAUGAAGAAAUUUUGACAGGUCGAACUUUGAAGCCUGAAAAACCUGAAAGUAUUGAUUUUUAGUAAAGUGAAUAGAAAAAUAUUUACAAAAACGUUUUAAAAUAAUAUUCAAAAGAUUCCAGGCAAAGCUGCGAUCUCCAAAAGAGCUGACUGAAGAUGAAAGGCAUGAAAUUGUUGAUGAUCUCAUUUCGAUGGUACUUAUCAGAAUUUUUGCUUUGUUUGAAAUUGUUAACAUUUUGAGAUGAGCCUUUCAAAGUGCAAAGAUACGAAGGUCGGCUCGAGUCUGGAGAAAAGUCUUUCUCGUGGAGAACGGAAAAGACUCGCUUUUGCUUGUGAAGUUUGUGGUUUUGAAAGAAACAUACAUUGAGGGUGCUCAGUACUCUGAUUUUUUUUUAAAAGAAAAUGCGAAACGAAAAAAUGAAUGGAAAAAAUAAAGCUUGUCGAGUUUACUAUAAAAAUCCAAAAUGGUUUUUCUUAGAAGCAAUUUUUUAUCAUUCCUUGUCAUUUCGCACUUUAUUUUUCUUCAAAAUCCUCGAGUUUUUUGGUUAUAUUCUGUUCCAGUGCCUCUAGUCGUUCUCAUUAUGGUUACUGUGAGCUCUUUUUUUAUAUUCUAAAGAAAAAUUAUUCAGUAAGAACUUUAUUUUGAACUUUUUCUAAAGUGUAUUUAUAUAUUUUACGAGAAAUUCGAAAAUUGUUGAGGUUCUCACGGACCCACCAAUCUUGUUCUGCGACGAACCGACGUCAGGAUUGGAUUCUUAUAUGGCUCAUCAGGUGGAAAAGAGGAAAUAUGCUUAAUUUGACUCGAGAUUCAGGUAGUCAAGUCGUUGGUGAGACUUUCGAAGGAAAAUAAGACGAUAGUUUGCACGAUCCAUCAGCCGAGCACUAUCGUCUAUCAGAUGGCCGAUACGUUCGUUUUUUUCCUCAGAAUGUGAAAACAAAGUCGAUAAGGAUGUAUAUGUCAUUCAUUAUCAGUUACAUGAGGGAUCUAAGCUUCAUAAAAACAAGAAGAAAAAAGCAAAUGAGUAAAAUAAACGGGAUGUGAUAUACCAACCAGUUCAUCACAAAAACCUGCUUUCUCUGCGAUCUCUUUUCUCUUGAAGGCUUUUUUUUUAGCUUUUUCUUUCUCUUAAAUAUUCUUUUUUCCAGACUAAUUCUGAUGUGCCAGGGAAAAGUGGCUUAUCACGGUGCAGCAUCUAAUGUCGAAUCUUUUUUCGCCAGAUUUUUUUUUCCCAGAGAAUCUCAAUAAGGACUAGAUUAUUUCAGAUGCGGUUACAAACUUCCAGAUUUUAUCAGUCUGCCUGACCAUUUCAUGCGGAUCGUUUCUCAGGGCAACUCGGAAACGGAGAUUCAGUUCACAGAUCGUGUCCAGGUUUCGAUAGGAGUUUAGAAUGAGAUGAAAAAUGAAAAUGAGAAGGGAAGUCUGAAUUUUUUUUUAGUGAAUAGGUGUUUCAUUAUACCUUUUCAAAAAUUUCUCAAUUAGACUGAAAUUUUGAACUGAUUUUCGAAAAAUAUCCUUAUAUUUUAUUUUACAAUUUUACAAUUUUUAAUUUUAAGCGUAUCUGAUUCUCCUUUACAUUUACGUUUUUGUAUUUUCAGAAGUUCUGGGAAUCCUCCAACUUUUUGAGCUUGACAAUGUCUGCUAAUAGUUUUUAUUUAGAAUUCAGGGAACUCUCCAAACGAUGUGAAAUGAAAAUUCCCCUUUGAAAAAUCUUUUUCAGAGAGUCUACCACGAGUAUGAAGAAAUGUCCAAGCCGGAGACGCCGUCCUGCUACUCGUCGAAAGGAGCUGAGGAUGGCAGUAAAUUAUGGUUUGUUCGAGAAGUCAUUUUGAAGGCUCAGCUAAUUGAAAGGGUAAUUAUAGCUAAUACCGCACCAGAUUGUCACGAUUUCCGUUUUCCUGUGAGCUACAGUAUCUUUCUUUUCGAUGUUCAUGCGCCUUUCUUAUAACGGAAUUUUCAUGCCUAUUCAAAGGCUCAUGUGAAGAAACAAGCCACGCGCUUCAAACGGAACGAUUUUGUAGCUCGGAAUAUGCUGUAUUAAUCUUUACGUCUUUUUCUCCAUAGGUCAAAGGUUGAAAAAUCAGAAGAUUCGAAAGAUUUUUGUUCAUCGCAAAAUCCUCCCUUUGCCAUCUUCCAUGCAAACCUUAUGUAGUCCUUGAGCCCGCUUCCUUCAAAAAACAUGUCUGGAGGCCAUUUACCCUUCAUAUUUGUCUUCGAUUCGUUCCAAACCCUGUUCAGAUGAGUGUUAUUGAAGGUUCCACCGAAGUUGGGUCUCCCAGUUUGUUUACCUUUUCGAUCGGGCCUGGAAACAGCUGAUGCGCGACCGGCAACUCAUCAUCAUCAAAAUCUUCCAGACAACGGUCCUUUUCUUAGACGAAGGGACAACUUGAGUGGUUUUCCAGCUGAUGUCCAUCAUGCUGGGCUGCGUCUUCCUGCAAAUGCCGCUGGACAAGGCCCAUCUCGACAGUUAUAAGGGCAUUUCUUUCGUUUCCGUGCAACUCAUGCACAUGCUCUUCCUCUUUCCGAGUAUGACGGUUAGGUUUUGGAAUCUUCUAGUGUGUUCAAGGACAGUCUGAGAAGCUAGGUUAUGAAUUGAACUCAAAGCGCCACCGGCGUCUGAAAACAACAAAGGCAAUUUUUUAUGAUGGUUCUGAAUUUUUGCCUAAGAGAAGGCCUGUGAGAUAUUUUAUGUCCUAUCGAUGCUGAAAAAGAAAACUUUUCAAAUUUAAGUGACCUUUUUUAGACAGAAGGUAAGCUCAAAAAAAACCCGAAAAAAGUUACAUAUUACUUAUCCAAAGUUCAGCUCAAUCGAAAAGCCUGAUUUGUACAACUUUGAGAAAUCAUUACUUUUUCGCCUUUUUGGCAGUUUUCAAGUAGAGAUUCAGAGUCGUAUGAUAAGAUUGACAUUUUCUGAAGCUCUCAAAGUUGAACAUCCAUCCGAGUUUGUUAAAUACGUUCAAAAUCUUCUCCCAGAUCUUCUGGCGCGAUUUUCCGAUAGUUGUCCGAGAGUAUCAGUCCAACAUGUACAGCCCGAGUGCAUACUUUGCCGCCAAAAGCCUUGUCGACGUUGGUUUCCAACUUUUUCUCCUUCAGAAAUUUCCGUCUUUAGACUAUCCAAUAUCUAUGUUUUCCGGCAAUUUUCGCGACCAUCGUCUAUUUCAUGGCCGGUUUGAAUGUAGCUAUGAAUAUCUUGAAAUAAAAGCGCAAACUUCAGGUCUGCCGUUGAAUUUCUUCUCGAUAACGACUUAUGUCGUCGUGGUGAUCUUGAUGAGUGCAACGGCGUCUUCAGUCGGUUCGAAAAGCUCCAUUUUUAUUUUGCGAACACUUUGAUGUUCAGCUCAUGCGGCGGCAUCUUGCUUUGGCGAUUUGCCGACGGCGAUGUCGCUCGUUCCACUUUUCACCAUUCCUCUGAUGACUUGUGGUUGGUAGAUCUCAACUUUCAGUGGUUUUUAAAAAAAUAUAAAUGUGAUGAAAAGAACAUUUUGAAUUUUGAAAGAGGCCAGAAAAAGGCUCUGACUACGCGGCGUCUGUGUUAUACCGAGAAUUGAAGUAUUAAUAGAUUUUUUUGGGAACCUUUAUCCAAAAUUUUGCUAUAUUCUUUUUUUAAUAGACACUUUUGACACUUCUCACAGGUAGAUAGAAAAAAUAAAAAUCGGUGGGAUGAAUUUUUUUUCAUCGGCUACAGCCGAAUUUUAUCCCUGAAUAUUUUUGUCUUCAUAUAGUGCAUCGCUCACUUUUGAUUUUAAAAAUUUGCCAUGGAGCACGAAAACUCCUGCACAAGUUCUUAGGGGAGGCUGUUUCAUCCUUCUAUUUUUUUUCUGACGCGAAAAGUUCCCUACCCUCUCAGGAAUUUCUGAAACAUCAUUUCUAAGACUUUCAUAAUUUGAAUUAUCUCUGCCCUAUUUUUUACUUUUGACUUGGCCCGAUCGAAAUCUUGAAGAUUUCAGGGGGCUUCUAUAUUUCUCGCGACCGUAUCCCCAUUUACUUCUAUCCGUUCAAAUAUCUUUCCUGGCAUGGCUAUGCCUUCGAAAUCAUCCUGAUUGGAUUACUCGCGGACCGCGGCCAUAUCGAAGGCUGUACGGGCCAGGCGGACCUGCCUGAUGUCCCGUGUUCGACUGGCGAACAGGUAAAGAACAUCUUUCUAGUUGGAGCUUGGGAAUUUUUUGAAAGUUGGGCUGGAUAGACUAGAGGAGCUCAUGGGAGUCUCAAGCUGCAAAUAAUUCUCUUUUACAAGUCGCUUUUUUGGGUACGGUACCGUGAAUUUGACCUGGGAAACUUUUUUUCUCGAAAAGUAGAAAGUUUUGGAGAUUGAGAUUUUUUUUGAUUCUUGUCUAUCACGUCUUUUGCCCGAUUUUAAAAUAGCUCUGGAGUCUUCUAUCGAAAUCCAUUGUAAACUCCUCUGAAAGCUUGAUAUAUUUGCCUUCCUCAGGCUGUUAUUGAUGCUUCUUUUCAUCCGGAUCACUACUGGCGCAACUUUGGCUUCAUUUUUUUUGCCAUAUUCUUUUGGAAGCUCGUCGCAACUGUUGCCUACACUUACCGGGUCCGGAAGGCCUGA